GGGGAAGGAAGGCUGUUGCCAUGGUGGCCCGUGUGAGGCAAAUUCCUCCAGAGUGAAGUGGGAGAUAUUUAUACCCAGGGUCAGGCAGAGAGCGGCUGCCAGCGGCCAGGGCAGCAGAGCUGGGAUACUGAGAACACAGCGAGGCCGUGGUGUGUGGGCAAGACAAUGGCAUCUCUGGACCACAUCUUUGUUCUCUGUGUGGGUCUCCUCGUCAUGGCCAACGCAGAAGCUCCAAAGGAACAUGACCCAUUCACCUACGACUACCAAUCCCUGCGGAUUGGAGGCCUCACCAUCGCCGGGGUCCUUUUCAUCUUAGGCAUCCUCAUCAUCCUGAGCAGAAAGUGCCGGUGCAAAUUCAACCAGCAACAGAGGACUGGAGAACCUGAUGAAGAGGAGGGAACUUUCCGCAGCUCCAUCCGCCGUCUGUCCAGCCGCAGGCGGUAGAAACACCUGGCGCGAUGGAACCCAGCCAGGUCCUGCAGCUUUGACUAGGCUGAGGGAAGGAGGGGCGAGGACGAGGGGGCGAAGGGCUGGGGCGGGAUGGCUGGGGGAGGCUCUCCUGCCUCUCACUU
Molecule: messenger RNA, 572 nt
Organism: Hipposideros armiger (great roundleaf bat)
Lineage: Eukaryota; Metazoa; Chordata; Mammalia; Chiroptera; Hipposideridae
Gene: FXYD1
Product: FXYD domain containing ion transport regulator 1
Exons: 7
Coding region: 166-444 (92 amino acids)
Biological process (GO): monoatomic ion transport; regulation of sodium ion transmembrane transporter activity
Cellular component (GO): membrane
Molecular function (GO): sodium channel regulator activity
Source: RefSeq, a predicted model, not a curated record